This is a messenger RNA of Sinocyclocheilus anshuiensis, 244 nucleotides long. RefSeq names its product TBC1 domain family member 14-like. The annotation marks the transcript as partial. The transcript is spliced from 3 exons. NCBI's taxonomy places the organism in Eukaryota, Metazoa, Chordata, Actinopteri, Cypriniformes, Cyprinidae. The record is from RefSeq and is a predicted model, not a curated record.
GAAUAUGAAAGGAGUGGGCAAUCAAGCAGUUCCAUAUCUCCCAAGAAGUAUGUAAAAAGGAACCUGGACUUUGAGCCACUUUCAACCACAGCCCUUAUACUGGAGAACCGCCCAGCGAAUCUUCCUGCAAAGCCUGAGGAAGAAGCCCAGAAACACAGACAAGAAUAUGAGGAGAUGGUGGCUCAGGCCAAGAAGAGAGAGCUGAAAGAGGCCCAGAAACGGAAAAAACAACUAGAGGACAGGU